Molecule: messenger RNA, 1492 nt
Organism: Drosophila persimilis
Lineage: Eukaryota; Metazoa; Arthropoda; Insecta; Diptera; Drosophilidae
Gene: Slc25A46a
Product: solute carrier family 25 member 46
Exons: 4
Coding region: 100-1401 (433 amino acids)
Biological process (GO): mitochondrial membrane fission; mitochondrial fission
Cellular component (GO): mitochondrial outer membrane
Source: RefSeq, a predicted model, not a curated record
AUAAGCCAUCAGUAUACAUUAAACCAAUCAUGUCAGGCAUAAAUAGUUAUUCCACGUAAAUUUUAAACUGAAAAUAUAUACAUAUAUCACAAUUAAUAAAUGGGUCGUUACCUCGUCCAGGUUUGUAGCAAAGCAAGGACAGUUAGAAGAUCAGAUGCAAAGAAAAAAACAGAUAACAUAAACGCAGAUCAAGAUGCCACUACUAAAAUUCGAUAUAUCAAUUCAGAGCUCGAAUUAACAUUGCCACUAAAGGAACAGAAGGAUCUUGACAAAUACAUGAAUAACCAAGAGGAUGACACAUCAUUGCGGAAGUACCUCGUCUUUGGAGUUCAAUGGAUUUCACUGGUCACAGAAAACCUUCUGAGCCAUCCAUUUAUUGUAUUACGUCGGCAGUGUCAGGUUUAUAAUGCUUCGAAGCGUUUUCACUUGCAUCCGUUUACGCUACUGCCAAGCAUUGUUCAUUUGCACAAGCGGCAGGGGUUAACGACGCUUUGGAAGGGCCUUGGAAGCUGUCUCCUGGUGCGAGGAUUGAGCUUAGCCGUGGACGAUGCCAUCUCAAAGCUUACUAGUUGGCCCAAAGACGUAAAUAGUCAGACAACGCUUAAGCGCUUUGGCCAACAUGUUCUCCUUAAGUGCAUAAGCAUAGGACUGGUUGUUCCUUUCCAUGCCGCCUCUCUGGUGGAGACUGUGCAAAGCGAUAUAGCGAGCGAAAAGCCUGGACUUUUUGAUGUGUUUCGUGAGGGCAGUCUUCGACUUUUCUUCUGGAGUUAUCCGCAAAGGGGUAGAAUGCUCCCUGCUUGGGCGUUGAUUGGGCCUAGUGCAUCGUUGGGCGUCACAAAGUAUUUAUUCAAUUUAGUAAUACGUGGCGUGGCCUCACGCAUAAUGCUCCGCCGACAAUCGCUUGUACAAGAAAAUUGUGACUCACACGCUGACACGCUUGAGCAGCGAAAUUCGGAGAUUUAUGGAAAUCUUAUCGCCACGCUUACUACCGAAUUAAUAUUCUUUCCCUUUGAAACGAUUUUACAUAGACUUCAGCUACAAGGCACGCGUACUAUAAUCGACAACUUGGACAAUGGCUACGCAGUGGUUCCCAUUUUGACAAACUACCAAGGGGCUGUCGACUGCUAUCGUACAACUAUCAUUUCGGAAGGAUUUGCCGGACUUUACAAGGGCUUUGGGGCUAUGAUCCUGCAAUUUUCCGUACACAUUGCAGUAAUAAAGAUGGCCCAAUGGAUUGUCACCAAAAUCACAGAGGUGAUCUCAAAUCGACCACCACCAUGCAUUGUACAGUAUUACAAUCUUGACUGUGUUGCUGGAAAGUCCAGUUCAACGACCAUAUCGUCAAGUAUUUCAAGUACUGAGUUGGACAUGCACAGUGUAGGACAGAAUUCUUUGAAGUAGUUAUUACCAAUACAAUACAGUUGUUUACAGAGUUAUCUAUGGAUAAUAAGAGUCUAUACAUAUAGUAUAUAUUUGUAUCGUGAUGAAUCUA